Molecule: messenger RNA, 932 nt
Organism: Vespa crabro (European hornet)
Lineage: Eukaryota; Metazoa; Arthropoda; Insecta; Hymenoptera; Vespidae
Product: acyl-coenzyme A thioesterase 13-like
Exons: 4
Coding region: 169-588 (139 amino acids)
Molecular function (GO): fatty acyl-CoA hydrolase activity
Source: RefSeq, a predicted model, not a curated record
UGUGUGUAUAUAUAUAUAUAUGUGUGUGUUUGUGUGUGCAUAUAUAUUAUCUAACGCUGUGUAAAUACAAUGCAUUAACUUCAGUAUCGGAAAAAGAUCUUUAGAGUGCAUGUGAAAUAUUUGGUCAAAAAAGAUAGUGAAUAAGAAAGGUAACCAAACAAAAAUAAAAUGACGCGAGGUGUUGAACUUAUUAAAAGUAUUGUUGAAUGCAUAUGUCAAAAAAAUGGCUUUGGAAAAUGUAUGAAAAACGUGAAAAUACUUUCUGCAGGGGAUGGCAAAUGCAAAGCAGAAUUUACAGUUUCUGAUGAACAUUUAAAUUUAGGAGGUUCUUUACAUGGAGGUUUUACGGCUACGCUUGUCGAUUGUGUUUCCACUUAUGCUUUAAUGACAUAUGGGACUGGUGUUCCAGGAGUUUCUGUAAACAUUAAUGUUUCAUAUAUGAAAGCUGCAUUUCCUGGUGAAAUGAUCACAAUUGAUGCUAAAACUAUACGUGCUGGACGUACUCUAGCAUAUCUUGCAGUAGAUUUUACAAAAAAUAAUGGCAAAGAUAUUAUUGCUAAUGGCCAGCAUAUAAAGUUUAUCGCAUGAAGAAAUCUCUAGGAUUUUAUAGUUAUUAUGUAAUAUGUUACAUAAAGAUAUGUAUAUACAUAGAUAUUUAAACAAAAACAUUUACUUAUCUCAAUAAUUAAGAUAAUUUUCUGAUUGAUGUAUCCAUAAAAAUAUAUUAAAAUUAUUGCGAAGUUUUUAGCGAAAUAAAAUUAAUUGUAAAUAUAAUCCAAAAUAUCUGCAGACAUUUAUUAGCAUCUGGUAUAACUUCCCUAAAAAAAAAAAAAAAAGAAAGAAAGAAAAAGGGAUCUCUAUUCUUUCUCAUACUUCUAACACGUAUUUGUAUUACCAUCUUUACUAUAUAUACAAUAAAUGCAUAGAAAUUU